Thermothielavioides terrestris NRRL 8126 is the source of this 1316-nucleotide messenger RNA. RefSeq lists its product as uncharacterized. NCBI's taxonomy places the organism in Eukaryota, Fungi, Ascomycota, Sordariomycetes, Sordariales, Chaetomiaceae. Bases 110 to 1177 code for a protein of 355 amino acids. The record is from RefSeq and is a predicted model, not a curated record. Gene Ontology annotation, cellular component: membrane. Gene Ontology annotation, molecular function: transmembrane transporter activity. The transcript has 3 exons. Gene Ontology annotation, biological process: transmembrane transport.
GAGUCAAGUGACUUGGACUGGAACGGGCCUGAUGAUCCAGACUGCCCCUACAACUGGCCGCUCUGGAAGCGCAUCUACAUGACCAGCAUCCCGGCGCUGCUUUGCGUUAAUGUGCAAGUGUGCCCCUCUCCACCUGGCCAAGAAGAAGCCAAGAAAAGAAAAGAAAAAUAGGAGAGAAGACCCAGCCUCCGCUCUGACUCAUACCAGGUCAUUCGCCUCGUCCGUGUACACAUCCGGAGCCGACGACAUAUCACGAGAGUUUGGCGUCUCGCAGACAGAAUCCCUUCUCGGUCUUUCUCUCUUCCUCUGGGCGCUCGGCCUGGGCGCCAUCAUCGCCGCGCCAGUCAGCGAGUACUACGGCCGCCGGAUAGUGUACCUUACCACCGUUCCGGUGUUCGGCCUCUUCAUCCUGGGCUCCGGACUGGCCCAAAAUUUUGCGACCCUGGCCGUCUGCCGGACGCUCGCAGGCUUCUUUGGCAGCGCAGUCGUGUCGGUCGGCGGUGGCACCAAUGCCGAUCUCUGGCCGCCUGCCCUGACGGGAUUUGUCUAUCCCUUCUACUUCGUGUCGCCGUUUCUGGGACCUGCCUUCGGCCCUGUCAUCGGCGGUUUUCUGAGCGAGGCAAAAGGCUUCCGCUGGCUCGAGUGGGUCAUCCUGUUCAUGGUCGCGUUUAUCUACCUGUAUUCGCUUCCGCAGUACGAAACCUACAAGAAGACGAUCCUCGAAAAGCGCGCGCGGGCCGAGAAGCGGUCCAGCGCGCCCCGGCCCCGCGCAUUCAAGAUCGCCCUGCCCUCGAGCGCCGUCGUCCAGCGCAUCGUGCUCAAGCCCUUCAGGAUGCUCUUCGUCGAGUCCAUCGUGCUCUUCAUGACCAUCUACAUGGCCUUCAACUUCGCCGUCUUCUACAGCUUCUUCGCCGCCUUCCCCUACAUCUUCGGCGCCGUCGGCGGCAGCGGCCUGUACAACUUCACCGUCCAGAUGUUCUCGUCCAUGGGCAUCGGCUGGGCGAGCAGCCUGCUGGGCUUUGUCUCGGUGGCCUUGGUGCCGGUGCCGUGGGUGCUGUACAAGUACGGGCACAGGAUCAGGGCGAGGUCGCAGUACAUCACGAUCAAGGCGCCCGUGUUGGAGAACCCGGAUUCGUCGCGGGAGAUGACGAGCGAGGGAGAGGAGGUGGCGGUAUAGACGGCGGGGGCAGCGGAGGGCAACUGGAUAUUGGAAAUGUCACCCGGCCGCGUGUGACGAUACUAGAGGGAGUUGAACUGGUCAGCUCCAAUAAUAACCUUUGGUUGCGGCUGACAACUACCAGCCCCUCAGGAUUACU